AUGUGCAAUUCACUNUCCCUGGAAAUUAAAGCCAGUCCAAAAGUGCAAGCUUUCAUUGGUGAACAAGUAUCGCUGAAAUGCUCAUUCAAAUCCAGUUCUCCCAUUACUGAGAGCCUGACGGUAGACUGGACGUACCGGCCCCUCACAGGUGGUCAGAUGGAGACAAUUUUUCAUUAUAAGUCUCUUCCAUACCCAGCUGCAGUGGGAAAGUUCAAAGACAGGAUAUCUUGGGUUGGAAAUGUUGCCAAGGGCGAUGCUUCCAUUGCUCUCCAAAGCCCAGUGAUGAGUGACAACGGGACGUUCAUCUGCAGCGUGAAGAAUCCUCCAGACGUGUACCAUAACAUUCCCAAGACAACGCUGAUAGUCACGGAGAGGGGCCUUUCCUUCCAGCUAACUUCAGCGACGCUGCUCUCCAUUUUAGUAUUUCUCCCCUCCAUCACUGUGGUCGUUCUGCUGUUGGUAAGGAUGGGAAGAAAAUUUGGAGUGCUGAAGGAGAAAAAAAAAUCUGGCUAUAAGAAAUCCUCCAUUGAAGUGUCUGAUGAGCCUGAACAUACAGAGACAGGCAACUGCUUGGGGAAAUGCAGAGACUGGUGUCUGAACUGCGUGGACACGGAUGAGGAAGACCCAUACUGA
Messenger RNA from Antrostomus carolinensis (chuck-will's-widow), 633 nucleotides. RefSeq names its product myelin protein zero like 3 (gene MPZL3). The coding region runs from base 1 to 633 and encodes 210 amino acids. Gene Ontology annotation, cellular component: plasma membrane. The record is from RefSeq and is a predicted model, not a curated record. The transcript has 6 exons. Lineage: Eukaryota; Metazoa; Chordata; Aves; Caprimulgiformes; Caprimulgidae.